AUGACUGAUUUAAACGGCGAUAAAACGGGUGAAAUAUCAAACGGUGAAAUCGGCCAAUAUCAAUUUUCUGUUCCACCGUCAACAAACGAUAAGGAACCUGCUUUGACAUCUCAACAAAAGGCAGAGAAUAAAACAAUGCUCUCUAAGGGCAGCGAAUACCUGAAAAAUUUGGCAAUAGAAAAACCCCAAGUGCUCCCAGAACAUCUUGCAACACUCAAAGGGAGGAAAUGGCUGAAUGAUGCGGUAGUGAAUUUCUACCUAGAGCUCAUCUCACGUCGAUCAAGACAGAUCCCCGAAAUGCCCAAGGUGUAUACAUUUAACUCCUUCUUCUACGAGAGGCUCUGUAGCGAUGGCUAUGAGGGUGUCAAGCGAUGGGCAAAGGUGGACAUAUUCAGUCAAGACUUGGUCUUACUUCCAAUACAUCAUGAGAACAGUCAUUGGUGUCUUAUUUGUAUUGAUUUCCGCAAGAAAACUAUCUCCUAUUAUGAUUCAUUGCAUGAUCGAAAUGAUGAGUGCCUGCAAAGGAUCAUGGGAUAUCUCGUUGAAGAAAGUGCAAAAAAACAGAAGAUGUCUCAGGAAGAUGAAUCUUCUUGGCAAAUGGUGAAUAUGGAAGAUAAAAUUCCAUUGCAAAAAAACACUUGGGACUGUGGUGUUUUCGCAGUUACAACAGCAGAAUUCCUUUCUCGAGGUGCCGAUCUUAUCUUUGAUCAGGUCCCUCAGGGUAAUUUACAGUUAAUUGAAGCCUACAACUUUGCUCCAUAA
Molecule: messenger RNA, 762 nt
Organism: Rodentolepis nana
Lineage: Eukaryota; Metazoa; Platyhelminthes; Cestoda; Cyclophyllidea; Hymenolepididae
Source: the annotation of a GenBank genome assembly